CCGGUAACUUACCUACUUACUCUCGCACAACGUCGGCUGCUCUGCUUUCUGGUCUUUCUCUACCCUUCCGGCCAUGGAAGUAGAUCCGCUUGAUCCCGUCUAUGUCAAUGACAGGCUGUCCAAACCCCCGUUCGUCACUAUUCCAGGAGUCGUGAAUGUCCGGGACCUCGGUUCCUACCCCAGCGAGACGUUCUCUGGCUCUAUGACACGACCCGGCUUCAUCUUUCGUUCCAGCGAGAUCUCGUCUAUCACAGAAGAGGGCAAAGCGAGGCUCAAGGAGCUAGGUGUAACGACUAUCUACGAUCUGCGCUCGGAUACAGAGAUUGAAAGAUAUGAAACGCCAUCUCCUCAUGUGGACGGCGUGGAGAUUGUGCAUCUUCCUGUCUUCAAGACGGAGGAUUACAGUCCGGAAAUGAUGGCCAAGCGGUUUGCAUUGUAUGCAAGUGGCAAGACAGAAGCUUUCAUGGAAUUGUACUCGCAAGUAUUAGACAACGGUGGUCCGGCGUUCGCGACCAUACUGCGUCAUGUUCGCGACCGACCAAACGACACGUUCAUAUUCCACUGCACAGCUGGCAAGGAUCGGACCGGCGUUGCUGCUGCCCUCCUUCUGAAAGUAGCAGGCGUCAAUGACGAUGCAAUUGCCGAAGAUUACGCCUUAACGCGUGUCGGGCGGGAGCCUGCCCGUCAGAUGGUCAUGGCACGCCUCUCGCAGAUGCCCAUGUUCGCUACGAACAGUGAAGCAGCACUCAACAUGUUCACUUGUCGACAUGAAACUAUGCUGGCGUUUCUGAUGUUACUACGGGACCGUUAUGGAGGCGUCGAGGAAUACAUCAACACCCAUGUCGGGCUAUCUCCCGAAGACAUUCAGCGGAUUCGCACAAACCUUCUCGUCCCCAUCAUGGACAGCCAUUCGGACGUGCCUUCAUGAUACCCGUGCCUCACACAAUCCCGUCAUUACCAUACGAACUCCGGAAUCAUCAUAAAUCAAUGUAUCAUAAUCUGUCCUAGAAGACUAUAGUUGAAUUGACAAGUCUGAUGCGAAGUGAGGCAUAUGGACAUAUGGACUGUGCGAUUAAGGCCGGAACCUUGCAAGGGGUAUGUACAGACUUACAGUCAAUUGCGAAUAUGUUGGCACUCACAGAAU
This is a messenger RNA of Rhodofomes roseus, 1144 nucleotides long. RefSeq names its product protein-tyrosine phosphatase-like protein. Lineage: Eukaryota; Fungi; Basidiomycota; Agaricomycetes; Polyporales; Fomitopsidaceae. The record is from RefSeq and is a predicted model, not a curated record. Gene Ontology annotation, biological process: dephosphorylation. The coding region runs from base 74 to 928 and encodes 284 amino acids. Gene Ontology annotation, molecular function: phosphoprotein phosphatase activity. The transcript is spliced from 7 exons.